This is a messenger RNA of Helobdella robusta, 2352 nucleotides long. RefSeq lists its product as hypothetical. The record is from RefSeq and is a predicted model, not a curated record. The transcript has a single exon. Bases 1 to 2352 code for a protein of 783 amino acids. Lineage: Eukaryota; Metazoa; Annelida; Clitellata; Rhynchobdellida; Glossiphoniidae. Gene Ontology annotation, biological process: regulation of establishment of bipolar cell polarity; establishment of mitotic spindle orientation. Gene Ontology annotation, cellular component: spindle.
AUGAAUUUUGAACGAUUCAAUGCACUGAACUUGAGCGGAAGGAGUCGUUCCAGGCAGCUCCUACGUGAGCGAGCGACGAUGCUGCAGCAGCAGUCGCCAAUGUGCCGAGGCAAUCGAACCCAGCAACAUUCGCAAGUGUUCAGCAAACCUAAUCAAUAUGUUUCAACAUUCAGCGAGAUAGCCUGCAGACAGCGAGAUAUUUACGAUCCCAAUUUGACUAACAUCAGUCGGAAGAAUCACCGCAGAGAUUUCAGUGUCCAUUCAUCACAGCAGCAGACAAGUGCAUACAGAAAUAUUAGAAAGAGGAAGCUGUCAGACAAGAACACUUCAGAAAUUCCGUUCACAAUCAGUGACGAUAGCGACGAUGAUGUCGACAACAAAAGUUGCUACCACGCGUCGCAGUAUUCAUUCCAAAAACAAAAUCAUCGUCACAGUCGUCGUCAUCACUUGUCCCAUUCCAACUGCUGCUACACGGACAAUGAAAAACAGAGGAAGGUCCUGUUGAAAUCCAUCACCUCGAUUAAUGAUGCUGACGCAAGAAGUAGGUCCUCUAUCUGCGACAACACCUUGGACGACAGCAGAGACCACCGACGGAUCAGUCGCAGCUCCAGCCGAUCAAGAUUCAUCAGGAGAUGCAGCAGCGUGAUUUCAUUUCGACAACUUCUGGCAGGCGCUGACAUGGCGGAUAAGGACAACGAAACGAUUUCUACAAAAAAUUCGCCUGACGAUACUAAAAACAACAAAGUCGAUAACAACGAAAACGAAAGUUCCAAAAAUUCAGUGGAAAACUCUGGAAAACAACGAACUGGAGAAAUUCUUGCAAAGUUGGACAUGAUGAGAAAAAAUUUAGCUGGAUACUGCUUACCAAAAUUUGGCAGGCAUUGCAUUCCAUUGAUGAAAACAUUGAAUAAGGACAACAUGUACGACAAUGUUCUGGAAGCAUGCAUUGGUCCUGCUAAAAACAACAACAUGAAGCAACCAAGUUUCAUGAAACGUCUCUUUCUUUCUAAACAACUCACCAACGUGACGGACGGUUUCUACAUCUCAUGCACGCUCCAAUCAGCUGGCAGAGUUCUAGUGACGUCACAAGGCCUGCUUCCAACUGUGAGGGUUGAUUUGGAGAACAUGGCUAACCUGGAGUCUCACUUUUAUUGGCUGAUGAAAGUUACGAGCGAUUGGUCCAUGAUGAGAAACUUGAAAGAGGUGAUGAAGAAAGAAAUUUCAAACUGCAAAAAAAUGGAUCGAAACAUUUUCCACGACAAAUACGCUAUUUUGAGGGCGGUCAACAUUCUACAGAAGGUAACAGGAAUUGAAAAGCUGGGCCAGCUGCACACCAGCAUCAUCAGCGGAAGCAACUAUAAUGUCUUCAUGUUCAUCAACGACAAUGUCAACGACGAAUCAUCUCUCACCUCCUCGCCAGCUCCAUCUUCUCUCUCGACACUAACAUGGAUGUCAACAGGCAAGUUAUCUCCGUCAACAGUUUCGAACAAGAAACAGAAAACGAGUGGAGUCUUGAAUGACCUGACCAGCCGCUGCCAGGAACUGCUGAUCGGAUCAAAAAAUUUGAACGAACAAUUGAAGGACGGAGUGUACAUAAGCUUCCUCUACAUGACUUGCCACGUGCAGCAUGGAUUGCAGGUUCUCGUUUCCAAAGAAACACCCAGCAACUUCCCAUCCAUCAGAAUCUGCGAAGAACACAACGGCAGCUCAUCGACCAUGGGCAACUGUACGAACAUUUUGAAAGGACUGAAAGAUGAAAAUUUUGAGAAUAUCGACGAUAACUUUAGAAGCAAAAUGUUUUCUACCAUGCGUCAGUUUGAUGACGUGACAUUCUCGCAGCUACCAAUAACUCCAAAAUCAUCACCAACAUCCUCACCUUCCUCAUUCGCUGGGGUAGCUGUCACCAACCGCCUACAUACAUCCAUCAUACCACUCAACGAUCAAGUUAAAAUGGUACUGCUCACCCCUCCGCAAUCUCUCUUCUGUCCCCUCAUCAGCCACACCCCUGUACCCCCUCUGCCGUCUACCUUCUUUCUACCCCUGCGUACUUUUGAAGUGGUCCAAAUGAGAUCCUACCAGCCGCAGAUCUACCGGAAGUAUUGUCAAGUGUCGGUCAUAAUGGAGAUGGCAGUGGAAAUGCAGAGGAACCGCAUGGCUGCUCAGGAUACUGGAAACAAACAUUCCCAGGGGGAGGACACCUCUGAACUGGUAUCGCUGAACUCAAGGCUGACUGAUUUGAAGAAGAAUAUGGAGGAAACCAUGAAGAAGUAUAGCUGGAUUGCUGAUCUCAUCAGGGAUGCCCGCCAACCUGUUUCGAAAAACUUCAUCAGCCGGCAACAUAUUUUGUUUUAG